Messenger RNA from Hemibagrus wyckioides, 3402 nucleotides. RefSeq names its product family with sequence similarity 131 member Ba (gene fam131ba). Bases 163 to 1512 code for a protein of 449 amino acids. NCBI's taxonomy places the organism in Eukaryota, Metazoa, Chordata, Actinopteri, Siluriformes, Bagridae. The record is from RefSeq and is a predicted model, not a curated record. The transcript is spliced from 9 exons.
GAGAGGCACACACUCGCACGCAGCCUUGCAGAGAGAGAGAAAGAGAGAGAGAGAGAGGGACACAGAGAAGAGGACAACAGAGACACCGGGAGAAGAAAGAGAGCGAUGUCUGCUGAAAAGGCACCUCUUUCUCACUCACUUGCCGGCCCUCACUAAGACACCAUGGGCUGUAUUGGCUCCCGCACUAUCACGGCAGAUGCAGUUCCUGUCAGGAAAGAUGGAGAUCAGCAUGGACGAGCAGAGUUUUCUUGGGAAGGAAUCAAUCUGUCUAUGGAGGACACCACCUCCAUCUUGCCUCGUCUCAAACGGAACUCCAACGCCUAUGGGAUUGGAGCUCUGGCUAAGUCCUCUCUGUCAGGUGUGUCAGGUGUGACCAGGUCCAUGAAAGACAAGGUAACUAAACCUACAGCUAUGGCUCAAGGCCGUGUAGCCCACAUGAUAGAGUGGCAGAGUUGGGGCAAACCAUCUGCUGGGCCAAUAGGGGGAGCAGGUCUGUCCAACCUGCACCGCGAGAGGGAGAGAAGACUUGAGAACGACGCCUACAGUGACCUGAGUGAUGGGGAGAAGGAGGCACGAAUGGCUGCUGGAGUGAUGCAGCAGUUUGCGAUCUCUGAGGCCACGUUGCUGGCGUGGAAUUCUAUGGAUGGGGAAAGUUUCUGUGCUGACUCCAACCAGGGCAGUGUAGCACACCUCAGUGAAGUUAAUCAGGAGAGCAUUACCAGCAGAGAUCAACCUUUGCAUCAUUCGUCUGCAGAAGUCUGGCCUCACACCUACGUGUCCCAGGGUCUGUACUGCCUUUCGUCCUCUGAUGCUUGGGAGCCAAUCAGCAAUGAGCUAUCAGGCAUGGCUUCUCCUGCAGCUGGCUCCUACAUAGCCAGUGGGGCUUCUGGAGAAGGUUAUGAUUGCUCUACUCACUAUCUGUCCCAGCAGCAGCUUGCACUUCAGCAGCAGAGCCACUUACAGCAGCUGCAGCAGAUGCAGCAGUACCAGCAGCACCAACUCAUGCAGUACCAGCAACAGUCACUGGAACACCGGCUACACAGCACCUCUCAUUCUUUGCAAGCGACACCCAAUAGCACCAUUCAUAGCUUGGGCCCACCCACUCAUCCACGAUUGGCUGAUUUGUGGGCAGCAGCACAAGUGGAGCCACAUCAGAUGGAAAUGAUGGGACACAUGAGCAUAGCCUUGGCAGAAAUGGGAACGCCGGAAUCAUAUGGUGAGGAAGUAGUUACAGAAAACGAGUGCAUCCCGGAGCAGCAAGAGGAAGAAGAAGCUAAGGAGGAUGACGUCACAUUAACGCUGGAACCUGAGGCCAUGUCCAUGACGCCAGUUUUGACCACACAGCCUCAUAGAGAGGGUCCGAUGCCUGGAGGUGUGAGUCCGUCCCUGUCACACCCAGAGCCGAUGCCUGAGCACAUGACCUUCGAGGUCACAUCCUGCAUCAUCCAAUCCCUGGAAGAGAAAGAAGAGGAAGUGGAGGAUGGGGCUGUGGUUGUCGUGGCAACCAAUUAACAGCUUUGUUUGAUUUUUGUUUGUUUUUUUUUUCAAGAGGAUUACCGAAAGAAACUUUUCAAAAGAUGGAACUAUCUCUACUGAAAUAAUCAACUAAUUACGCUAAUGUAUAACCGACCGCACCCGAGGUGUAUGUUCUCAUUUUUUUUGUCAAUCAGACAGUGGAGGACUCCGCCGUGAGACGCACUGAAUCGAAUUAUAUGUUCUUCAAGAUUGAUAAAAGGACAUAAUCAUAAAAAAUUGCGCAGGGGACACGCUAACUGAGAGGAUAAAGGUGGAGAUGUAGAUGUGUGAUAUCUUCGCCAGAGGACGAGACACGAAAAGAAACUAAAGAAAACAGUGCAAUACUAACAUACCAAGACAACCAAAAGAAAGUGCAUGCAUUCUGAAUAUUUAAGUGACUGAAUUACCAGUAUACAUAUAUAGUAAUAACUGAAAUUGAUUUUUGUAAUAAAAUUUAAAAAGCCAAGAAAAUAUGAUGUAUUUCUAUGUACAUACAAUAUGUAUGUUUCUAUGUGUGUAUGUUGGUAUGACUGUAUGACUGCAUGUAUGUAUAAAGGUAUAUUCUCAAAACCAUCAUCUGUUUAUUCACCAUUUGGCAAUAAUGUUGUGUGACGUGUCUCAUAUGUAUUUUACAUCCAGCAGCCACACACACACACACACACACUCUUCAUAUACACAAGCACAAUACUGCCCUGGAGACAGCAUUAUACUGUUCAUCACCGAUACGUAUAAGACUUAUGCACUAUUACGAAUAUAUAAGAAUGUAUGCUAUGGUUUUGGUUGGUGACUACAUUUUUGUUCCAUCAGGUUUUUAUUUUAUUUUUUUUCUUAUUUGGCUCCAUAUUGAAUAAUCACAAUUAUUGUAAACAGUUGAAAACUGAAGACCGCUCCAGCUCCAGCUUCAAUCAAUCACCAGUCUCAGUAUAAAACCUGCAGAAUGAGUGAUUUAGUAGACCUGAACGGAAGACAGAAAAGCGAUCUUUAAACGCACAGCAGCUGUGGGAAAAGUAACCAAAGGAUGGUCUGACCACCAGAGAAACAACAAACAGAUAACCUUCUUGGGUGUAAAGCAGCUAUAAAUAAGCACAGUGUUACAGCAAAGUCCAGUCAGUUAGCAAGUCAACUCCUACUGUGAUCCUUUUGGGGGGAAAAAAUAAUUUUAAAAAAUUGAAGUUGUGCAUUAUUUUCUUGUCAUAUUGACAGACCGGAUGACUGUGGACAAUAACGGAUGAAAGUGAAGGAAAGAAGGUGCUAUUAACCGAUUGUAGGCUUCGAUCUAAUUAUCUUGAAGAGUUUCCUGUUUACUGGGUGGACAAGAACGAUUUUCUCAGAAAUGACAGAAGAUAUCUAGAUAUCUAGAAAAUAUUUGUGGAGAAUGGAUCCAUAAAAGAAUGUAUUUCACUAAUGCAGGGAUAAUCCUGUGGUUGAAGUAGAAUUCUGUGACAAAGCCGUGUUUAUUUAUUUAGUUAUUUAAUUUAUUUAUUUAUUUAUUUAUUUUUGGUGAUGAAGUCCAUUAUGCAACUUGAGCAAUGUUUAUUUAUUUAUUUUAUUUAUUUACUUUUAAAUAACUACAUCAUUACACAAAAUUUAAAAAAAAGAAAAGAAAAAGUGUCUAUAAGGUGGACAAAAGGCUUUAUUAGGAUGAUAUUAUUAUUAUAUUGUAUUGGGAACGGAAAGAUGUCAUAUAUGCAUUUUUAUUACCUUAACAUGAGAGAAAGUCAAUAAGUGGAUUUGGUGUAUAAAAGGAGAUUUAAACCGUGACUUUAUUUAAAAAGAAAUAAGAGGAACAUAAAUUCUAAAAGUGAUAUAAGGUGGAAUUAUUAUGAGAGGUCAGGGCAUGAUAUCUCCUAUGUGUGUAUUUUUAUGUGUUGUAAAUAAAGGCCUUAC